AUGCCUCCGACGCUCCUUCCGUGUCGGCCGACGCUGCACUCAGACAAGGUUGUAGAACCACUUGACGACGUCGCCUCCAGCCCCGACGGGAGUCGAACCUGGGCCGUCAAACUCCGGCCCUCCGAGGCCGAGGGGCCGAGGUGGCCGGAAGUGUGCUACCUUCUGCAACAGGCGGGUCGGGCCUCAUCUACCCCCGCCCCCCGACAACGCAUUGUUGGCCUCCUUCGGUACAAAAGUUGCGUCUUCCCGGAACACCUGCUCCGGUCUAAAGUGAGCAGAAAUGGGAGGAAGCGGGAGGCCGACAACCUCGUCCAUUCUGCCGGCCUCAAGUCCGAGCCCCGGUCGCCUCGGGUGUAUGUGCAUUUUGGGGGGCACUGUCCGAAACAGGGUGACUUGAGCCGACGGUCUCGAGGAGAGGUCGGUUGGUCGGUCGGUCGUUUUUCUGCCCAAAUGAGGUCCGAGUCUCGGCAUUUGGUGGCCUCUUAUCAGACCACAGCCUACGCGACGCGUCACACUUUCUUUUGGCGUCUCCCAAUUGCUUGCAGUCGCGAUAAACAC
Messenger RNA from Protopolystoma xenopodis, 558 nucleotides. The record is from the annotation of a GenBank genome assembly. Lineage: Eukaryota; Metazoa; Platyhelminthes; Monogenea; Polystomatidea; Polystomatidae.